AUUUGUAUUGUUUUUAUUAAAAUAUUCUGCUUUAUAGCUAAGGGUCUUUAAAUUCAAUGCGUACCAAUUUCGUUAAAAGUAACCAUGUGUAGUUUUGAGUUUAGUUUCAAAAUAUUUCUCACACGGCAUCACUGGUAUAAAAUUUGGCGCGAAAUAUCUCAUUUCCCCGCGCUUUGCUGGAGAUCUGUUAUCAGUUCUUUAAGUUGCUUUUGUUGACGUUAUUUUUUGUUUGGUUUAUUCAGUUGUUUAGGCGUUUAGUUAUUCAAGAUGGCGAUGUCUGGGUUUGACGAUCCUGGCGUAUUUUUCAGUGACAAUUUUGGCUCAGAAGAACAGUCGGAUACUGCGCAAGUUCAACGCACUCAAAUCAAGAAGAAAUUUCGAGAUUUUCUGCGCGAGUACCACGUCUCUGCCGCAGCGACUGGCGUGUCUUAUCUGUACAGAGACGAACUUCGAAGGCACUACAACUUAGGGGAGUACUGGCUGGAAAUAGACCUUGGACAUCUGGCUUCGUAUGACGAUGAAUUGGCUGAUUUCAUAUACCAGCGUCCUGCGGAGUAUCUACCGCUAUUUGAGCAAGCAGCGAAAGAAAUUGCAGACGAAGUUACGAGACCAAGACCAGAGAAUGAAGAAGAUAUUAAAGAUAUUCAAAUCAGUUUUAAAUCUUCAGCUAGAAGUGUUUCAGUUCGUGCCUUGAAUGCAACGAUGAUGUCAAAACUGAUUAAAGUUCCCGGUAUAGCUGUGUCUGCCUCAUCAGUAAGAGCAAAAGCGACACAAAUCGCUCUUCAGUGCCGAUCAUGCCGCUCCACUAUUUCAAAUGUUCGUGUCAACCCCGGUUUAGAAGGUUACACCCUCCCACGAAAAUGCACAACUGAAGCACAAGGCCGAGAACCCUGUCCAAUUGACCCAUACUUCAUUCUGCCAGAUAAAUGUGUUUGUGUUGAUUUUCAAACUUUAAAAUUGCAAGAGGCACCAGAUGCCGUGCCAAUGGGUGAGAUGCCACGGCACCUCCAACUAUAUCUUGAUCGCUAUUUGUGUGACCGCGUCGUGCCUGGUAAUCGGGUCACGAUUAUUGGCAUAUACUCCAUUCGACGUGCAGCUAAGGGUGUUACAGCUAAGAACAGAGAACAAAAGGGGAGCCGAGUUGGAGUUGGGAUCAGGACUCCGUACAUCCGAGUACUUGGAGUGGAAGUGGAGACGGGAGGACCUGGAAGAUCAAUGGGCAACCCCUUCACUCAGGAGGACGAAGAAAAGAUCAGAAGAUUAGCUGCAUCUCCAAACAUCUACAACACCAUCGCGAAGUCAAUCGCCCCGUCAAUUUUUGGAAGUCUUGACAUUAAGAAAGCUAUUGCGAGUUUGUUGUUCGGAGGAUCAAGGAAGAGACUUCCGGAUGGAUUGACGAGGAGAGGAGACAUCAAUCUUCUUCUUCUUGGUGAUCCUGGAACUGCCAAGUCUCAACUGUUGAAGUUCGUAGAGCAGGUAUCGCCAAUUGGUGUUUACACCUCAGGGAAAGGUAGCAGUGCUGCCGGGUUAACUGCAGCAGUGAUGCGAGAUCCAAAUUCGAGGAACUUUGUAGUGGAAGGAGGAGCUAUGGUGCUUGCUGAUGGUGGAGUCGUAUGCAUUGAUGAGUUCGAUAAAAUGAGAGAAGACGACAGAGUUGCGAUUCACGAAGCAAUGGAACAACAAACUAUUUCAAUCGCAAAGGCUGGUAUUACAACUACGUUGAAUUCUCGAUGCUCUGUUCUUGCUGCUGCCAACUCUGUGUAUGGAAGAUGGGAUGAUAGUAAAGGAGAACAAAAUAUUGACUUUAUGCCAACAAUUUUGUCACGUUUUGACAUGAUUUUUAUUGUAAAAGAUGAGCAUGAUGAGAAACGUGAUGUGACACUCGCAAAGCAUGUGAUGGGAGUUCAUAUGGCAGCGAAUACAACUUCAAAACCAACUAAUGAAGGCGAGAUAGAUAUUUUAACUCUCACUAAAUACAUUUCAUUCUGCAGAGCACGCUGUGGGCCACGCUUAUCAAAAGCAGCUUGUGAAAAGUUGCAGAACAGAUACGUACUGAUGCGUUCAGGAGCGAGGUCGCAUGAAAUUGAUACGCAGAAGAAAACUUCAAUCCCCAUUACAGUGAGGCAACUUGAAGCUGUUGUGAGGAUCACUGAGUCUCUCGCAAAGAUGAAACUCCAAGCAUUCGCAGGAGAGGCAGAAGUAGAUGAAGCUCUUCGUCUCUUCCAAGUCUCUACUCUGGAUGCGGCUCUAACUGGAGAUUUAUCCGGAGUAGAAGGAUUCACAUCCACAUCUGAUCAGGAGGAGCUAAACCGCAUCGAGCGUCAAAUCAAACGGCGCUUUGUUAUCGGAUCCCAGGUUUCCGAACACGCCAUUGUACAAGAUUUCGCGAAGCAACGAUACGAUGAACGAAAGAUCCACAAAGUUCUUCAACUAAUGAUGAGAAGAGGAGAGAUCCAGCAUCGCAUGCAGCGGAAAAUGCUUUACAGACUAAAGUAAUUCCAAACCUAAAGAUCAUUCCAAUCUUCAUAGGAAUUGUAAAUAUUUUCCUCCACCGAAUUGUGAAAUUACAAAGCCUCUCUGAUAUAGUACUUAUGUGGGGUAAAAUGGGACACUGAUAGUAAGUAAAUCCCAUAUUUCCUGUUUUUAUUUUUAACCGACAGUUUUAAGAGAUAGGUCAGAAUUAACUAGUUAUGUGAAUAUUUUUUGUUUAUUACCCAAAACAACAAGAAAACGAUUAAAAACAUUUCCCAUCUUACCCCACCCUACUAUAGAAUGAUUUUUGUACAUAUGUAUAUACCAUGCCUUUGUGAUAUCGCUUGCUUUUUCUAACCUGUGCUAUUCAUCACUGCCAAAAGUGCUUGCACCAUCAGUGCUGCUUGUAUAUAUGUAUAUACCUUGCCCAAUGAUGUAGAUAUGAAACUACUGACUGUAUAUUGCUGCUAUUUCUAUCAGUGGCUAGUGUGCUACUGUAAGAAACAAUAUGUAAAUAAAUUUCUUUCGUUCUGUAUAAAUUGUUGGAGCAGAAGUUUUUGAUAUUCAUAGGUGCCUUCUGUUGAUAAAUGUAGGUUAGUUAUGGCGCGGUAACGACAGUUGUUAAAACUCGAGAUUUAUAUAACACAUGGCAUACAAAUUAUAAUUUGUAGGUUUAGUUGUACACUGGUUUCAAAAUUAUACUAAUUGUAAAGAGUCUAUGAACUUAACGAAUUACUAGCUUUUUUUAGAGAAGCAGAAAGUAUAGUCACAAACAAUAUAUCAUUUGGUUUAUUGUAGUACAAGAAUAGGUGCAUUUAUUAUAACUUACUGUAACAAUAAAUAAAUUAAUAAUUAAAAUGUAUGAUGUAACUUUUACACCAAAACUAAUGGUAAUUAUAGCGAUUGUAUAUUUUUUUUUCAUCUGGCAGUGUUUUGAAUUAUUGGCUUAUUCUUUGAGGUCCGACUUAACUACUAGAAUAUCAUUUUAAAACUUUCUGUUACUCGAAAAAACUAAUGCAGGCUCAUUUAGUUUUAAAAAUUAUGUCUUAUGUUGAAAAGAUUUCCAUGGCAGAAUAUUCUAUAAAGUAUAGCUAUUUAUUUUAAGGUUCUGUUAAUCUGUUUUAUACUUGGUUUCAAUCCUAAAACUUUUUGUUAUUUAAAAAAUCUAAUGCAGGCUCAUUUAGUUUCAAAAAUUAUGUCUUAUGUUAAAAAGAUUUCUAUGGCAGAAUAUUCUAUAAAGUAUAUCUAUUUAUUUAAAGGUUCUGUUUUAUUACUUGCUUUCAAUUUUAGAUCAUACUCUUCGUUCAACUUUUCCAUUGUGGUACAUUUAAUAUAAUAAUAUUCAUUUACAUAAUAAUGCAAUCAUUGUUUCUGUGUAAUUCAUAUAUUGGAACUAAUGGAAAGUGAAACUUCAAUAAUAUUUAAAAAA
Messenger RNA from Ciona intestinalis (vase tunicate), 3901 nucleotides. Its product is annotated as DNA replication licensing factor mcm5-A-like. Gene Ontology annotation, cellular component: nucleus; MCM complex. The record is from RefSeq and is a predicted model, not a curated record. NCBI's taxonomy places the organism in Eukaryota, Metazoa, Chordata, Ascidiacea, Phlebobranchia, Cionidae. Gene Ontology annotation, molecular function: DNA replication origin binding; single-stranded DNA binding; single-stranded DNA helicase activity. Gene Ontology annotation, biological process: DNA replication; DNA replication initiation; double-strand break repair via break-induced replication.